AUGUCUACUUACAAACAUGAGGCACAGAUCGAGUUCCUUCUUGAUGGUCUCCCUGAGGAAUACAAGUCCAUCGUUGAACAAAUGGAGGGCCAUGACACCCCACCCACCAUCACCGAGGUCCAUGAGAAGCUACUGAACAAAGAAGCAAAAUUGCUAUCCAUUUCCAAGUCCCUCACCAGUGCUGCUCCAAUCACAGCAAAUGUCGCUGCUGCUCGCUCUCGUUCGUAUCAAGGCAAGCCGAAUCCCCGCAACCAACAAUGGAACAACAACAAACACCACACUCAGUCACAACGUCAUCACAACCGCAUCUCGAAAGGAUACCAGGGUCGCUGUCAACUCUGUGGAGCCUUUGGACACAGUGCCAAACGGUGCACUUUCCUUCAGCAACACCACCAGGUCUCCACCAAUGGUCUGCUUCCAACUCCAUUUCACCCUUGGUAG
Camelina sativa (false flax) is the source of this 441-nucleotide messenger RNA. NCBI's taxonomy places the organism in Eukaryota, Viridiplantae, Streptophyta, Magnoliopsida, Brassicales, Brassicaceae. The record is from RefSeq and is a predicted model, not a curated record.